AUGAAAGAGGUGGUCAAAAAGGAGAUCAUAAAAUGGUUAGAUGUUGGAGUGAUCUACCCCAUCUCAGAUAGCAGCUGGGUUAGCCCGGUUCAAUGCGUUUCCAAGAAGGGUGGUAUGACGGUGAUUACAAACGACGACAACGAGUUGAUCCCAACUAGAACGGUGACUGGUUGGAGAGUGUGUAUAGACUACCGUCGGUUAAACAAGAUUACUAUAGCUCCGGAGGAUCAAGAAAAGACAACGUUCACGUGUCCUUAUGGGACAUUUGCGUUCCGGAUAAUGUCGUUCGGUCUUUGUACCAGAGAUGCAUGA
Messenger RNA from Momordica charantia (bitter melon), 312 nucleotides. The record is from RefSeq and is a predicted model, not a curated record. Lineage: Eukaryota; Viridiplantae; Streptophyta; Magnoliopsida; Cucurbitales; Cucurbitaceae.